Molecule: messenger RNA, 651 nt
Organism: Prunus avium (sweet cherry)
Lineage: Eukaryota; Viridiplantae; Streptophyta; Magnoliopsida; Rosales; Rosaceae
Product: putative germin-like protein 2-1
Molecular function (GO): manganese ion binding
Source: RefSeq, a predicted model, not a curated record
AUGGCCUCUAAGUUUCUCUUGUUGGCAUUGCUCGCCAUAACUUCUUCCAUUGCCUUGGCAUCUGACCCGAGUUCUCUUCAGGAUUUCUGCGUGGCUGACGCAAAGAACUCAGGUGUACUUGUGAAUGGUCUUGUCUGCAAGGAUCCCAAGCUUGCUGAAGCCAAUGACUUCUUCUUCAGUGGGCUUCAACUGGCAGGCAACACAUCAAAUGCAGUUGGCUCCAGUGUGACCCCUGUCAACGUAGCCCAAAUUGCAGGACUUAACACUCUUGGUAUCUCUAUUGCACGUAUCGACUAUGCACCAUGGGGUAUUAACCCUCCCCACACACAUCCUCGAGCGAGUGAAAUCUUGACAGUCCUGGAAGGGAGCCUCAAAGUGGGUUUUGUCACUUCCAACCCCGAAAACCGUCUCAUCACCAAGGUACUUGAGAAGGGUGAUGUGUUUGUGUUCCCUGUCGGUCUCGUGCAUUUCCAACAAAAUGUGGGAUAUGGUAAUGCAGUUGCCAUCGCAGCUCUCAGCAGCCAAAAUCCAGGUGUCAUUACCAUUGCAAAUGCAGUAUUUGGAUCAAAGCCCGACAUCUCUGCUGAUAUUCUUGCAAAGGCUUUCCAAGUGGAGAAGAACACAAUCUACAAUUUCCAGUCAAAGUUUUAG